AUGUCUACAGUGUUCGAGGUUAUUUCAACCCUUGAACAACUACCGGUUACCACGGAGGUGCUCGAGGCAACUCGUAUUGGUAAAAUGGUUAAUGAAUUACGACGUAAAACUUUGGACAAACAGUUGGCCAAACGUGCAAAGGAGCUUGUACAGAGAUGGCGUAACCUAAUGAUAAAUAGUGCUCAGGUCAUACAACAGGCUAAGCUCCCUUCCUCACAGCCCAAUGGCAUGCUUAGCAACCAUAGUAAAAGACCUAUAACUUCACCUGAUCAAUGUACAGCUCCUCUUAAAAAACCAAAAUUAAAUGGAAUGCCUUCCCUGAACUCAGCCAUCAUGUCACCACCAGUUCAAAAAACACCAGAACCUGUACCUAGUCCAGUUAAUGAGCCCGACCCAGAACCUGAUCCUAUUUUAGAACCACAGGGCCCGAAAAAACGUGGCCGUAAAAAAGGGGGUAAAAAUUCCUCAAAACUGGGGAUAAAACCUACCAAUCCUGUGGAUUUGGAAAGAAUGGUGAGCGUUGGUGCCAGUAAACUGAAAACCACCCAAGAAAUAAUUGCAUCAUUGCGAAAGGAUGAUGAAAAUUAUCAGUUGGAGGAAAAACCACAAAUACCUGUGCAAGAGUUCCAGGACGAACCGUCUAUAACAAAAGUUGAUAAACCUAGUCGACCUAAAGUUGCAGACAUCGACCGACAAAUACAGGAAAUAUAUAAUAGAUUACCUCCUCUGGACUUAGAAGCCAUAGACUGGAGUUCACCUCCACCAUCACCUCCACGACCUCCUCUGUCGCCUACUGAUUUGGUAGACAGAGCUCAAAUAGAAGGCGUAACUGGUAAUUGGGAAAACGGUGAAACGUUUAGAGAGUGGCACGAGGUCUUAACUAGGGCAAACGAUACUGGUGAACCGCUUGUCAUACUACCAUACGUGAUAAUUGACUGA
Messenger RNA from Macrosiphum euphorbiae (potato aphid), 939 nucleotides. The record is from the annotation of a GenBank genome assembly. Lineage: Eukaryota; Metazoa; Arthropoda; Insecta; Hemiptera; Aphididae.